AUGUCACAGUUAUAUUACCGGAAAACUGACAGUUCCUCAUACAGGGAUCGCAUCCCCCUGCGGAUUGUGCGGGCAGAGCCUGAGCUCUCUGCCAUGGAGAAAGCCUACUUAGGGGCUGUUGAGAGGGGGGACUAUGCCAGUGUGAAGCAGGCGCUGGAGGAGGCUGAGAUCUACUUCAGGAUCAACAUCAACUGCAUCGAUUCCCUGGGACGCACGGCCCUCCUCAUCGCCAUCGAGAACGAGAAUCUAGAGAUCAUAGAGCUGCUCCUCAGCUAUAAUGUGUACGUGGGUGAUGCCCUGCUCCACGCUAUCCGCAAGGAAGUGGUGGGGGCAGUGGAGCUGCUGCUCAACCACAAGAGGCCACGUGGGGAAAAACAGGUUCCGCCAAUUUUACUGGACAAACAGUUUUCAGACUUCACACCCGACAUUACUCCAAUCAUUCUUGCAGCUCACACCAACAACUAUGAGGUCAUCAAGCUUCUCCUGCAGCGAGGUGUUUCCAUACCCCAGCCGCACGCUGUGCGGUGCAACUGUGUGGAGUGUGUGUCCAGCUCAGACGUGGACAGCCUGCGCCACUCGCGCUCGCGUCUGAACAUCUACAAGGCCCUGGCCAGCCCGUCCCUCAUCGCCCUCUCCAGCGAGGACCCCUUCCUCACCGCGUUUCAGCUCAGCUGGGAGCUGAAGGAGCUCAGCACAGUGGAGAAUGAGUUCAAGGCAGAGUACGAGGAACUGUCACGCAUGUGUAAACAGUUUGCGAAGGACCUGUUGGACCAGACCAGAAGCUCCAAGGAACUGGAAAUAAUCCUCAACUACCGCGAUGACAUCAACCCUCUGCUUGAUGAGAACACUAACGACCUGGCCCGGCUGAAGCUGGCCAUCAAAUAUUGUCAAAAAGAGUUUGUUGCUCAGCCUAACUGCCAGCAGCUCCUGGCCUCCCGCUGGUAUGAUGAAUUCCCGGGAUGGAGGAGGCGUCACUGGGCUGGGAAGCUUGUCACCUGCAUCUUCAUUGGCUUCUUAUUUCCAUUGUUAUCCAUCUGCUACUUGAUCUCUCCAAAGAGCCGCUAUGGACUAUUUAUUCGUAAGCCCUUCAUCAAGUUCAUCUGUCACACGGCUUCUUACCUGACCUUCCUCUUCCUGCUCUUCUUGGCCUCGCAGCAUAUUGACUCUGCAGACUCAGACUUUCCAUCACAGGACAUGCAGGGCCCAAUGCCCACCUCAGUAGAGUGGAUGAUCCUCCCCUGGGUGAUUGGAUUUAUUUGGACUGAAAUCAAACAAAUGUGGGACAGUGGUUUUGAAGACUACAUGGAUGACUGGUGGAACAUAAUGGACUUCAUAAUGAACUCUUUGUAUCUUGCAACCAUUUCUCUCAAGUUUGUUGCCUACAUAAAGUACCAUGGACCAAAAUCCAGGGACAUCUGGGAAACAUGGCACCCAACUCUGGUGGCUGAGGCCUUGUUUGCAAUCGCCAACAUCUUCAGCUCCCUGCGCCUCAUCUGUCUCUUCACUGCCAACUCCCACUUGGGUCCUCUACAGAUUUCACUGGGCCGCAUGCUUCUGGACAUCCUCAAGUUCCUGUUCAUCUACUGCCUGGUGCUGCUAGCGUUUGCCAAUGGCCUCAACCAGCUGUACUUUUACUAUGCAACAGAGGGGGAAAAUAACUGCAAGGGCAUCCGCUGCAAUCAGCAAAACAACGCCUUUUCAACGCAAACACUGCAGUCAUUAUUCUGGUCCAUAUUUGGCCUGAUAUCCCUCUAUGUCACCAAUGUGAAGCCACACCAUCAGUUCACAGAGUUUGUAGGCUCAACCAUGUUUGGAACUUAUAACAUCAUCUCCCUGGUGGUGCUUCUAAACAUGUUAAUAGCCAUGAUGAACAAUUCCUAUCAGCAUAUAGCCGAUCAUGCAGAUAUAGAGUGGAAAUUUGCCAGAACAAAAUUAUGGAUGAGUUAUUUUGAAGAAGGGGGAACGUUACCAUCUCCAUUUAAUAUAGUACCCAGUCCAAAGUCGGUAUAUUAUCUAAUUGGAUGGAUAAAGACAAAUUUGUUCAAGAGACCAAGCAAUAAAACACUUGAAACGUUUGAGAGUUUGGGGAGACGUGCAGCUGAAAAUGUCAGAUCAAGCCACGAGUAUCAGGAAGUUUUAAAGAAUCUUGUGAAGAGGUAUGUGGCUGCGAUGAUUAGAGAUGCCAAAACGGAGGAAGGAUUAACUGAGGAAAAUUUCAAGGAGCUCAAACAGGAUAUCUCCAGUUUUCGCUAUGAGGUUCUGGGAAUGAUGAAAGCUAAACCCCAGUUUGGGGUAUCGGGUCAAGUUGCCAGCUCCACCUUGGCUUAUGCUGGAAACUCCUUCAAAUAUUAUCCCAAAUUCUCCACCAAUGAGCCCCAACAUCAGCCAAACAAGUCCGAUGUGGUCACCACCACCACGGCCACCCUGCAAAGCAAAGCUGCCAACACAACCAGAUCCGUUCGCUUUGACAAGCCCGCUAAUGGCUCUGUGGUUUGGUCCACUAUGGAAGAGACUCAGAGCAAAAUAACAGAAGAAUCCGUAAAAGGAGGAUCCCCCAAGAGACAAGAGACACUCUCCCUUCGGAAACGUAAGGAAACAUGCUUGUUUUCAGAGGAGGAUGUGCUGAAAUCUUGUGGACAAAACCAAGACCAGCUUGAACCUAAAAAAAUAACAGCCGAGAUGGACACUGAGGAGGUGGAGCUUCCUGGCACUAUUAAGCCGGAAGAAGUGAACAAUGGUCUGAAAAAAGUUCAAAUACGUAAAAAUGAAUCUGCCUCUGAAUGAAAUACUGAAGUCAUGCCUGAAUCACAUCUACUUUUGCAUCUGCUAAAUGCAUAAACAAAAAAAUCUACCUGUCCUAGGUGUUAAGUUAAAAUUAGUCAGGAUAGGCAGUAGAUUCAUUCAGUACUCUGUGAAAAUGAUAUUACAUCCUUUUGGCUAUAUAAUGGUACAAUAAUGAUAAUAAUGAUAAUAUUGUCUUACAUUAUCUUUAAAGUGAAUCUCACUUGGGGCUCAGGGAACUGUGAAAUCUGGUGGUUAUUUUUGUUUUACUUGAGCAGUUAUCUCAAGAGUUCAGACACCCUGCUGCCAUUCCCAUUCUCUUUCACACAGAUGAGUUCUCAGACUGUCGUACACAAAAACACGAUUUCAUAAGAGUCUGCUUUUCACUGUAGUGUUUCUCCUGGUUUUCAGUUUUUCGCUUUUUUUUGUUUGUUUUUUCAUGCUAUGAUAGUUAUGCAACAUUGGAGUAAUCCAGGAAAUUACCAUUGAAUAUAGAUAUAUGCAUGCACUAGCUAAACUGAUUUAAUAUUCUAUCUGGAUAGUCCAUCUUCUGUUGAAUGAGUAAUUCAUUCAGCUUCUCGUUUACUUGGCUAGUAAUUACGGGACAUGUUUAAAGUGACAAGAAAAAUUAGACAGACAAAACAUCCAGACUAAUCAGAGUGAAAUUUGUGUCCUGAUUUCAUUCUGAGCAGAUUGUACUCAUGUCAGCUGUUACAUUUUUCAGGUUCGUGGGCCUUCCAGAAAUAUUUUCGUACUUUCAAUCCUCUAAUACUCUCAACUACUUAUGACAUGUAAUGGGCCUAAUCCGUGAUAAAAUAAAUCAAAUGUUAAUUAAAAGGGUAUCUACCAUUUGUUGUCUACAUCAUAUUUUCAUUUCAAAACGAUGAGGGAUGAACAUUAACCUCGAGGCAGUUCAGAAGAAGACAGAUGAACAGAUGGAACUAAGUGGACUUCCCCUUUAUAUCACUGCUCAAACCUCUCCUCUGUUUACUGGAGAAAAGUAUUCAGUAAAUAGUUUAUGCUUGUCCUUCUAUCAACAUGUUCCCUUUUCUCAUGUCCUGCGAGGGCCUUUAGAGGAGGCUUUUGUAGGAGUUGUUGCCCGCUCUAUUCAGCAGAAGUAUUACAACAUCUGGGCAUGAUUUGUGUUUUGUCUCCGCUGAUAGGUGUAAAUACUUUUCUCCAGUUGGUGAAAACAGUUGGUGUUUGGAAUAAAAGGUCAACUGUGCUGCUGCAACGAUGAGACAGCCAGUCGUGCACGCCAUGCGCUCAGUGCCCUCUAGUGAUUUAUGAGCAUGAAAGAAUGAAGAUGUGUGACUAUACCUUCCACUUUUUUUCUACUGACUUUUUGAAUAACUUCUGACCCAGUGGAGAACAUGCAUUGAAAGCUGGAUUCUAGUCUCAUUAUCAAUACCAGUUUAACUCCAAACUCCAUCCCCCACCCCCAUGUACAUGGACAUUGUUUAUGCUUUUAGUUGCCCUCAAAGUGUUUUUCAAACCCACAGAUGAACACCAAAGCUAUAAGCAAAUGCCAUAAAUUGCAGACAGUCUAAGAUAAUCAGGAUAACUUUCUACAGACAUAAAGAUUCAUGUCUUUCGUUUGUAGUGCUCGGAAAAACCAAAGUCAGUUCUUCUUGCCAAAGCAGCCGCACUAUCUUUAGAAAGCUAGCCAACAAAGUGUUUUGGUCUUUUUAUUAUCUCUAUAAAGCUCACUCAAGCUGUUGAAGUGUUUUCUUUUUUAAUUUUCACUUAAAAGGAGCCCACUAUGAACAUGUAAAUGAGAAACGAUUCUUGUUUAG
Messenger RNA from Menidia menidia (Atlantic silverside), 4577 nucleotides. The record is from the annotation of a GenBank genome assembly. Lineage: Eukaryota; Metazoa; Chordata; Actinopteri; Atheriniformes; Atherinopsidae.